AUGAACGAAGUAUAUACGUUUACCAGUGAAUUAAUUAACGAUCACCUUGAGCAACAUAAUAACAGAGGAGGGAACCCCGUCGAAUUACAACUAUAUUGUCCCUUCUGUCUCCCGCCACCAGAAGAAUAUACCCUCACCUUUCAACGAUUCUGGCUUUGGUAUCAUACGACUACGGGAAGUACACCCAUCCAUUAUCAGACAACGAAUUGUAAGGUUGCUGAAUACCAUCCUGUUCAGCGAAUAUCUCAUCAUAAACGACUAGACCCUGACGGAGAGUUAUCAGACGAAUAUUAUUCAGAAACCGUUGACGCUGAGACCCAAAUAGAAGAAGACAAUUCUGAAAACGAAACUGAAGAGCUUAAUAUUAACGAGGAAGUCGCUGAGAUCGAACAAGAAAAACCACCAAGAGAAAUUGAAUCACCAUUGACAAAAGCAAUUCAAAAACAAGGAGAUGAACAGGCAAAUAAUAUUUCCCAUAUAACAGCUCUCCUUGCAGAACGUGAAUACCUGGCCGAAGAACGAAAAAGAACUCACGUCAAUGAAGCAGAAGAGAAAGAUGACCUUGAGAAAAGACAUGAAGAGAAGGAAAAAGCGAAGGGAACCGUUGAAUUUUUAGUAGAAAAUGAAAUUAAUGAAAUCGAAGUGGGAGAAGAAGGAUCAAAAAAAGAUGAGUUGGAGCAGAUAAUUAUUCAAACUGAAGAACUUACCCAAGAAAUCCAAGACAAACUUCAACAAAAACAAAUUGGAAUUACUGAACAAUUAUUCCAGAUCUUAGAAUUAAAGCCUGUACAGUCAACACCG
This is a messenger RNA of Ambispora gerdemannii, 801 nucleotides long. The record is from the annotation of a GenBank genome assembly. NCBI's taxonomy places the organism in Eukaryota, Fungi, Glomeromycota, Glomeromycetes, Archaeosporales, Ambisporaceae.